AUGAGACGACCUAUAUUCCAUAAACUUUCUUUAAUUUUUGGCCCUAGACCACCAUGGACUUGGCUACUUCUAUGUCUUUUUAGUGUUCUUGCACUUAUUGUUUUGCUACGUUCAUCUACUUCCACCUCCUUUGACUCUGUCACCUUCAGCAUAAAAUCAGACAUUUAUAUAAACUACAGAAGACUAAAGGAACAAGCAGCAAGUGAUUAUUUGGAGCUAAAAAGUUUAUCUUCAGGGAAUAAUAAUCUGAAGGAGAUUAGCCUUUGUGGCAGGGAAAGAGAACAUUAUGUUCCUUGUUAUAAUGUUUCUGCAAAUCUUCAACUAGGGUUUACAGAUGGUGAAGAAUUUGAUCGACAUUGUGAACUAUCACAAUACCAAGAUUACUGUUUGGUUCGCCCUCCAAGAGACUAUAAAACUCCUCUGAGUUGGCCAGUUGGCAGAGAUGUAAUAUGGAAUGCAAAUGUCAAGAUUACAAAAGACCAAUUUCUUUCUUCUGGGAGUAUGACAAAAAGGUUAAUGUUACUUGAAGAAAACCAAAUUUCUUUCCACUCAGAUGAUGGUUUGAUCUUUGAUGGAGUCAAAGAAUACUCUCACCAAGUUGCAGAAAUGAUAGGGUUAACUAGUGAUGUUGAAUUUCUUCAAGCUGGUGUACGUAAUGUACUAGAUAUUGGAUGUGGAUUUGGUAGCUUUGGGGCUCAUUUAUUAUCAUUAAAGCUCAUGGCUGUUUGUAUGGCUGCAUAUGAGUUGACUGGUAGUCAAGUUCAGUUAUCUCUAGAAAGAGGUCUUCCAGCAAUUAUUGGCAACUUCAUUUCAAGAAAACUCCCAUUUCCUUCAUUGUCAUAUGACAUGGUUCAUUGUGCACAAUGUGGUAUCCUAUGGGACAAAAAAGAUGGAAUGUUUCUUAUUGAAGUUGAUCGGAUUCUUAAGCCUGGAGGCUACUUUGUUUUACAUGGAAGUUCAUUAAGUACAAAAAAGGGAAGCAUGGAUAGCCCUAUUGAAGAAUUUACUCAAAAGAUUUGCUGGACAUUUAUAGCUCAACAAGAGGAAACUUUUAUAUGGCAGAAAGCUAAUGAUGCCCAAUGCUACUCAUCCGGCAAGCAGGGUGUGAUUCCACCAUGUAAAGAAGAACAUGACAUACAGUCAUAUUAUCAGCCACUUUCAUCUUGUAUAGGAGGGACUGAAAGCAAAAGAUGGGUUCCUAUUCAAAACAGGUCUUCAAGUUUUCAAAUAACCCCAGCUGAACUUCAAAUUCAUGGAAAAAGUCGAGCAGUAUGA
Lactuca virosa is the source of this 1275-nucleotide messenger RNA. NCBI's taxonomy places the organism in Eukaryota, Viridiplantae, Streptophyta, Magnoliopsida, Asterales, Asteraceae. The record is from the annotation of a GenBank genome assembly.